This is a messenger RNA of Prosopis cineraria, 474 nucleotides long. RefSeq names its product auxin-induced protein 15A-like. Gene Ontology annotation, biological process: response to auxin. Lineage: Eukaryota; Viridiplantae; Streptophyta; Magnoliopsida; Fabales; Fabaceae. Bases 55 to 336 code for a protein of 93 amino acids. The record is from RefSeq and is a predicted model, not a curated record. The transcript has a single exon.
GCAUGAAUAUUCAAACACUUCUUUCUUAUUCUUUCUUAAACACAAAAGGCAAUAAUGGGUUUUCGGUUGCCUGGAAUCAGAAGAUCAACAUCAUUUGCUGCAAAAUCAGCUGCUUCAAAAUCUGGUGAAGUGCCAAAGGGAUAUCUUGGAGUGUAUGUUGGAGAGAAAAUGAAGAGAUUCGUAAUCCCUAUAUCAUACUUGAACCAACCUUCAUUUCAAGAGCUGUUAAAUCAAGCUGAAGAAGAAUUUAGAUAUGAUCAUCCAAUGGGCGCUCUCACUAUUCCUUGUGCAGAAGAUGUGUUCUUAUAUGUCACUUCUUCCUUUAAUGGGUUCUAACUUGCGAACAUAGGACUAACUUAGAUUAGUUAAUUAACACAUCAGUUUUGCCAAGGAAGCAAUUCAUGUCCUUUGGUUUUGUGAAGAGAUUUUUUUCUUGUUCUUUUUCCUUCUCUACUUGAGAAGUGGGAAAUUGUA